CUUGCUCAUCACAUUAGAAAGAAAGGUAAAAUUUCUUAAGAACGUAGCACCAUCUUCAGAUACGUGCAUUUGUGUGAAAUGUGUUUAAUGAUCAUAAUAGUUGCUGUUCAUCAACUGGAAACUGUGACACCGUGGAACAAAUGGAGAUAUAGUGCUAGCAUGAGUCCGCAGUCUUCUUGUGAUUCUUUAGUACUAGUUAUUUCCUCUAUGUGGAAAGUUACUUGAUAUUUGGUCCACGAAACUCAAGUUUGUUUGGUGCUAACACUUCAUAAGAACAGUUCCUUGUUACCAUGACGACUGACAAAAAGUUAUGUUUUCUACUUUAUAUUUUUGGACUUUUAACUUUGUUUUCCGUGAAGGAUGCUAAUUGUGAAACGAUGCAGCUUAAAUUGAUGGAUAAUAUUGGUAGUGGCGUUAAAUAUGCAAGUCAACUGUUCGGUAUUAACACAGCCAGUGAUAUUGCGAACUUGGUAUCUAAAGCGUUCGCUCCAUCUACUCAGCCACAGAAAACUAGCACUUCUAGUUCCUCUGGCAAUUUCGAAGCCAAGUCCAAUGAUCCAACCCAACUCUUCUAUAGAAUUUUACAACUAUUUGGAAUGGAUAGCACCAAAAUUAAAGCAAUGACCUUAAACGGAAUGAUAUUCAUUGCUCAAAUGGUAGGAAAUUUUUUAACUCCAUUCAAAUCCGAUGAGCUGCAUUCUGUCGACGUGCCUGAAAGUUCGGGUUACUCAGACUUUCCCAACACAACUCGUUCAGUGCGAGAAGGGACGCCAUUCGGCUGGACAAUCACAGAUCAUCACAGAAAAUUGCCAUCGCUUAUGGCUGGAGCUCAGGACAACAAACUUUUGGAAUAUUUAGUAGAACCCAUAAGCACUAUGCAGCAGAGUACGACUGAUGGCGAAUGCAUAAAGCUUUUAUUAUGUAAAACUGCUCCUUUCGUGUGGAGAAUGCAGGAUGCUGUUAUGAAGAGCAUACAAGGUCAAGCGGACGAAGAUCGUCAGCAAACGGAUGGCUCACCUUUUAAUAUUUUAUCUGUGUGGAAGGAGUAUAAGCAGCAUAGUAAAUUUUGUCAGCGCAGAUAUUCGCACUGUAAUGUGACUUCCAUUCAAGGUGUCUAGAGCGAAUCUUUAAGUAACAUAUUCUUCCAAAUUUAUUUUUAAUAUUUAUUAAUGAUUCUAUAAUAAGAGUUUCAAUUUAAGAAUUGCAAGGCAUAUUUUAACCAAGUAAUUCCACAGAUUUGCAUAGUAGAGGUAAAAUUUAUACAAUUCCAUAACAGCUUAUAACGUUAGGUUCCAUACCAAUAAGUUAAGUUCAUGAAAGACAAGCUUGG
Molecule: messenger RNA, 1330 nt
Organism: Hermetia illucens (black soldier fly)
Lineage: Eukaryota; Metazoa; Arthropoda; Insecta; Diptera; Stratiomyidae
Exons: 3
Coding region: 291-1118 (275 amino acids)
Source: RefSeq, a predicted model, not a curated record